AUUUAAUAUUCAAACAUUACCUCAUCUGAACAUAUCAAACAAAUGAUUCCAUUAUAAGUCAUAUCACUUAUUUAUAUUUUAGAACUUCAAUCAUCGCUAGUCUGCUUCUAUUUUAUUUAGAUAAUAUGAAUCCAGAAAACAAUCUCCUGUCACUCAUGUUUUUGUUGCACAUAAUCCAAGAAGAAGUCACUAAUUUGAUGGCAGAUCCAAUUCACCUACUAAAAUAUUAACUACAUCACAUAUUUAUCCAAAAAUUAUACAAUCCACAGAAAUUAAAACUAGAAUACCUACUUAAGUAAGUGUUUCCAUUCCUAAUUAGGGUUAAAGUAUCCCUAUUUAAGAAGCUCUAAAAAUUUAUUCAUCAAAACAAACUAUAGAUUCACAAUAUAAUUUAAACAAGGUCUCAUCAUUUUUUCAUGAAAAACUGAAUGAAAAAUCAAACUAUACUAAGACUACUACCGGGGAAAGCUAAGAAGAAGAAAAGUCUUCUCAACAAAGUAAUCUUUCUUCAUUUUCUUAGAACCAUCAAUCAUUUAUUAAAAACAACUACUUGAUAAAGAUUUAUAAAUCAUACAAUUACAAAAAGAAAUUAAACAAAUUAAAGAUUUGAAUGUUAUUAAUUUUAUUAUUUUUAGAAAAAGUACCAAAGUAUUGAAAAAGAAUAUGAGAAACUCUUAUAAGAAAAUCAAAAAUUGAAAUCACAAAUCCAUUAAUAAUAAGUUCAAAUUACAUAACUUACCCACUAAUAAUCUUUGAUCUCACCAGGAAGACCAUCAGAAUAUGUAAGUGCAUUAAGUGAAUAAGAUAAAUUAAAAAUAAAAACUCUACUAGAAUGUGAAUGAAAG
Paramecium sonneborni is the source of this 845-nucleotide messenger RNA. The record is from the annotation of a GenBank genome assembly. Lineage: Eukaryota; Ciliophora; Oligohymenophorea; Peniculida; Parameciidae.